AUGACCGCGUUUGUGGGGCUGUUAGGGAAACCGGUCCCCGAGCUGCUGAACCCAGAGGAGAGGGAGGAUUUGGAAAUAAAAGACGCGCCCCUGACGAUGUACAUCAGCCACUUCGUGGUCAGUCCCUUACUAGCACCUGAGACCCUCCACGAGGAGCAACCGAAGCCCACGGCGAGGAACUCCCUGGCCCAAGGUCACGUUGUAAAAGUGAGACGGAAAUUCGACCCCCUCCGGGUUCCUGGCCGCUCCCCCGACACGGCCUGGGUGUCGCGCUGGACAGCUUACCGCAACCACGGCGUCCUGGCCGCGCUGCCCGCCUCACGCGCUCUGCUUCCCCUGCAGGACAAAGAGAAGAAGAAGAAGGAGAGCAUCUUGGACCUGUCCAAGUACAUCGACAAGACGAUCCGGGUGAAGUUUCAGGGAGGCCGCGAAGCCAGUGGAAUCCUGAAAGGGUUUGACCCACUCCUCAACCUUGUGCUUGAUGGCACCAUCGAAUACAUGAGAGACCCUGAUGACCAAUACAAGCUUACAGAGGACACCCGCCAGCUGGGCCUGGUGGUGUGCAGGGGCACCUCAGUGGUGCUCAUCUGCCCGCAGGAUGGCAUGGAGGCCAUUCCCAACCCCUUCAUCCAGCAGCAGGAGGCCUAGUAGGCGGGGAGGGCACAGACACGGAUGCCGUCAGACUUGGAGCUGUCCCUCCUGCCUUAAAUGCUGCCCACAGAAAUGGAACUUUCCUUUUUGUAUAGGUUAUUUUUUGUUUUCUUAAUAAAAUUGCAAAUCUCUCAUUUC
Messenger RNA from Myotis brandtii (Brandt's bat), 789 nucleotides. RefSeq names its product LSM7 homolog, U6 small nuclear RNA and mRNA degradation associated (gene LSM7). The record is from RefSeq and is a predicted model, not a curated record. The coding region runs from base 1 to 648 and encodes 215 amino acids. NCBI's taxonomy places the organism in Eukaryota, Metazoa, Chordata, Mammalia, Chiroptera, Vespertilionidae. Gene Ontology annotation, biological process: nuclear-transcribed mRNA catabolic process; mRNA splicing, via spliceosome. Gene Ontology annotation, cellular component: U6 snRNP; U2-type prespliceosome; catalytic step 2 spliceosome. The transcript has 5 exons. Gene Ontology annotation, molecular function: RNA binding.